GCAGGUUAGCUGCCUACUCCAAAGAGAAACAGAACAAUGUCCUACGUUUUUGUAAACGACUCUUCCCAGACAAAUGUGCCGCUGCUGCAGGCUUGCAUUGAUGGAGAUUUUAACUAUUCCAAACGACUGUUAGAGAGCGGUUUCGACCCAAAUAUUCGUGACAGCCGAGGCCGAACUGGCCUUCACCUUGCUGCAGCCAGAGGAAAUGUAGACAUCUGUCAACUCUUGCAUAAAUUUGGUGCUGACCUGCUAGCCACUGAUUACCAAGGUAACACAGCCCUUCAUCUCUGUGGGCAUGUGGAUACCAUCCAGUUCCUGGUUUCUAAUGGACUUAAAAUUGAUAUUUGCAAUCACCAAGGUGCAACACCACUUGUUCUUGCAAAACGAAGGGGAGUGAAUAAAGAUGUGAUUAGACUGCUGGAAUCUUUAGAGGAGCAAGAGGUGAAAGGAUUUAACAGAGGAGCUCACUCAAAGCUGGAAACAAUGCAAACUGCUGAAAGUGAAAGUGCGAUGGAAAGCCAUUCCCUCCUUAAUCCAAACCUACAGCAAGGUGAAGGAGUUCUUUCCAGUUUCCGCACAACAUGGCAAGAGUUUGUGGAAGACCUGGGCUUCUGGAGGGUGCUGCUCCUCAUCAUUGUCAUUGCUCUUCUGUCACUUGGAAUAGCAUACUAUGUUAGUGGGGUGCUUCCUUUUGUAGAAAACCAGCCUGAACUGGUGCACUGAAGCAAAUGCAAAGAAGCGCACUGUGCUUUUCCCUGUUCUAAUCUUAUUUUGAGCUUCUUGGAAUUAUUUUCUUGGUGCAGGCAGUGGCAGCUGUAUAUACUGUUUGCCUUUUGUACUUAUUAUUAACCCCUUUGAAAGAGGGAUUAAUUCAUUUCAAGUAAAACACUAAAUUCUAAAGCAUUCCUAAGCUACCUCUGACUUAUCUUGACUUGCAAGCAAGAUGUGAAGAUAAUCCUCUCUGUUGAUAAAAUGCUAUGAUUAGAAAAGGCCUUUCAUAAUGAAUAUUAAAUUCCUGGGCGUGAAAAAUAUAUCCUAGUACAGAACCAAAUUGGAUUUAUUUUCCCUAUGAAGAGAGGUAGAUCUAUUGUUGCAUUUUUGUGUGUGCUUCAGUUGAAAGAAAAACAUUAUUUUAGAAGUCCUACUCGAGAAAUCUGAAUAAUAUAAUAACACAUUCUGAUAUAUAGACAGUAAUAAGCUGCAAAUUCAUAGUUCUUUUAGUGCCUCCCCAUAGUUCCAUAUCUGCUAGUUUAUAAAAAGAAUGAGUAGUAGUUCAAGUUUUAUUAUGUCUUUAAUGUAUAGAUCUCUCCUUUAUUUACUAGGUUAAUGU
Messenger RNA from Charadrius vociferus (killdeer), 1330 nucleotides. It is a transcript of the gene ANKRD46, whose product is annotated as ankyrin repeat domain 46. The record is from RefSeq and is a predicted model, not a curated record. Bases 37 to 723 code for a protein of 228 amino acids. Lineage: Eukaryota; Metazoa; Chordata; Aves; Charadriiformes; Charadriidae. Gene Ontology annotation, molecular function: protein binding. The transcript is spliced from 3 exons.